Penaeus indicus is the source of this 15864-nucleotide messenger RNA. Its product is annotated as neuroblast differentiation-associated protein AHNAK-like. The transcript is spliced from 2 exons. Gene Ontology annotation, cellular component: cytoplasm; nucleus. Lineage: Eukaryota; Metazoa; Arthropoda; Malacostraca; Decapoda; Penaeidae. The coding region runs from base 465 to 15848 and encodes 5127 amino acids. Gene Ontology annotation, biological process: peripheral nervous system myelin maintenance; regulation of RNA splicing. The record is from RefSeq and is a predicted model, not a curated record.
CAGUAGCCCCCGCGCCGCCGCCGCACGCUCAGUGCCGUGUCUGUGUUGCUCGCCCGCCCUCACACCCACCACCUGAGAGCCUCCUCCUGGCCACACCCAGGCUCCCUGAGUGCAGGGCCUUUGGCACUUGUUGGGUGACGCCUUUCUGUUGACGGAAGUGUCACUGCCGAUGUCGUUCCUGCCAAAAGUUUGACAAGUGCUUGCUCAUAACAGUUUUUACUUGAUUUUUACACUUCCAUUCAUUAGAGGACUCGACCCAGCAAGAGUCUGUUUAUGAGUGAAAAAAUGCAUUUUACUGAAGCCUAUGUUUAGUGUCGGUUGUGGGAAAAGAAGUAUCCAAUAUCAGAAAUAAAAAAUAUAAUGUUUCAAGUUCAUACAAGCUGUUGAGCUGUAUUACAAGAUUUAUUUUUUGGUUGUAUGCAAAGUGACCGAAUGUUUUGGAAGUGAAGUGCAUUUGAAGUGGAAUGGGAAACGUAGAAGGUAAAGCGACCGGAGGAAGGCGGCGCGUAGAUCCCCCUUACUGCACGGCACGCCCCCUUCCUCCUCUGCCGAACGACGACGAGGAGGAGGACCUGGACCUUGAUUCUCCGCCUCCGUACCCGCCUCCGCCGCCGCCUUCAGAAGAGCGGUCCAAGCGGUAUUCCUGGCGGAUGUCUGACUCCGCCGUCUUUGGCCAAGGCGAAAAUAAGAGGCGCUCGUGGCUACUCAACUUAACCAACGGAGGCGACAAAACGAAGAGUAAAAUGGCGAAAGACGGUAAGGAUGUCGAUGAUGUUAACAGUAAGAUCAGUGUAGGUAGCAUGGAUGUGUCAGGGGGAGUUGGAGUGAAAGCUUCCUUUAAUGAACCACAUAUAAAUAUCCAAGAAAAUUCUUGGACUGUAGAGGGGAAGCCCGACGCAAACCAAACGACGGGGAAAGAAACCCAUGUGUUUACGUACAACAUUUCUGAUAAGGAAAAGGCGAUGCAUGGAGAGAAAGUCAUAAAGAUGAAGACUGAGUAUGUGAGAGGAGAAGACAGUAGUGCACCAGGAUACAGUGUUCUUCAUGAAUGUCUUCAGCAUGACAUGAACUCUGAAGGCAGAAUGAUUCAUGAUCAAAACAAUACACAGCUUCCAUCUUUGGAUCUUAGCUGUACAUCCAACAUGAGUGAUGAGCUGAAAAAUGUCAUUGACGAGCUUCGAGGCAAGCCAUCCACUGAAGACAGCACUGUAUUUAAAACUGUCUCUGAACACAAACGAUUUGUCAGUAUCACAACUACGACUAAGAAGGAAGUAUCUUCGCAUAUUAAUAUUAAUGGCAAAGAUUAUAGUUCAACCACAAAUGAUUCUCUUAGUAAGCUGGAGGCAGAACUAAGUGCGUUGCUCUCUCCUGAACUGGAAUUACACACCAAUUCUGAGACAGUCAGUAACAAAAACACUUCCGUUUCCAUGCGUAUGGAAAAUGGGCAUGGGUCUGGUGCAAAUGUGGGGUUAGGUUCUAGCACCAGUCAGGCUCAUAGUUCACAAGUAAACCAAAGCUAUAACAUAUCAGUGACACCAACACUUCCAUUACCAGACAUUCAAGAAUUCUCUGGGAAAGGUAUUCCAUUGCUGCCUGACCUUGUGAAGGGCAACAAUAAGGGAGCCAUUACCGUUGAAAGUUCACUACAGGGGCGUGACAAAAAUGUAAAUGUGGGGGCGGGAGGCAGUAUAACCGGCCCAACUUGUGAUGUUCAACUUGACAAAAGAGGAGAUUUUGGAGGUGGAAGAUUAGAUACAAAGUUUGAUAGUUCAUUACCACAGGGUAAAGGAGAAAUUGAUGGAUUACACAUAAGGGGAGAUGUGUCAGGUCCCAGAUUAGAUGUGUCAGCUGAAGGUAGCAAGUUCCAUACUCCAGGGGUAGCCUUGGCAGGUGAGAGUCUGCCACGGGGAGAUGUCAGCAUGUCAGUGGAGCCUGUUAUACCUGAUGUAGGCAAGCCUGCCACUAAGAGUAAGAAACAGUCAUCUGGUCCUUGUGCUUGUUUGAGCAGUCCUAAGAAAAUCGAACAAGAAGAGCCAUACAUAUCAGUGGGCGUUCAAGGGGAAGGCAAAGGAGAAUUACCGUCAGUGCCUGCUGGCUCAGUAGAAGUAGAAGGGGUAGACUCAGGUCUUAGAACCGAAGGUACAGCUACUGCAAAGAUUCCCCAGAAAAAACGCUCUGGUCCAAAAGCUAAACUUGGAUCAUGUUUUGGUAAACCCAAAUCAUCAGAAUUUGAUACCCCAGAAGCAGAUAUUAAAGGAGAGGUUGAAAUUAAGAGUCCAAGAUCAACUGCGGACCCAAGAGCAGAAGCUAGUGUAAAUAUCCAAGUGCCUGAUGAGAAUGUGAAAAUUGGAAAAGAUCCAGAGAAGAAAAAGGCAAAGUUUGGCUCAUGUUUUGGGAAGCCUAAAGAACCAGAGUAUGAUGUAAAGGGAGAAUCUUACAGAGUGAUAUCAGAUGAACCAGAAUUUGAAGGCAAGUUAGAUGCUGGUGCCGUAUCACCAACACCUAUGCCUCAAGUCAGUCUAGCAACAACCACAGGUGAUAUCAGUUUUCAGACAAAAUCAACAAAUGUUUCACCAUCUUUGAAAUGUGACAUACCUGAUUUCCCAAAAGUUGAAGCUAAUGUGGAAACUAGGGCAGGGGUAAGUGGAGAAAUUGAGGGUGGUUUUUCGGGUGAUAUCCAUAAAGGAGAUGUACAGAUCCAAGCAAAUGCACCAAAAAUUGGUGGUAAUAUUGCUAGUAAAGAAUACACAGCAGACAGUGACAUUUCCGGAAUUCCAGGAAAUAUGGAUAUCAAUAUUCCAGGUUUCAAAUUCUCCCAAAGUACUCCUAAAGCUACAAUAGAAGGGUCAUCAAGAGCUAACUUUAAUAGUGACCUCAGUCUCGACAUUGAAGGAAAGGCUCCAGAUGCGAAGAUUAAGGGAGAAAUCCCAGGCAUGUCUUUAGAAGGUAAUUUGCCAAGUAUGUAUGCAUCUGGGGAAAAGACAAAUAUCAAGUAUUCUGAAGAUACCCCAGAAGUGAAAAUAGAAGGAAAACUACCAGAACCCAAAGGAGACUUCAAUGUUGACCUUGGAAUUGAUUUGCCACAUGUAGGUGGGACAGAAAAAGAACUGGAAAUCAAAGCUGCAGGUGUGCCAGGUGUCACUGUUAAGGGCGACUUACCUGCCAUUGAUGUCCCCAAAGGAGAGGUCUCCAUACCAAGCAGUCCUAUUAAGCCAUCUGCAGGAAUUAAAGCUGAAGUUAAAGGUCCAAAGGGAUCAACAUCCCUUGAUGUACCUAGUGUUAAACCAAAGACAAAGAAAGCCAAGUUAGGCCCAUGUGCUUGUUUAGGGAAAUCAGGCAAGAUGGACAUUGAAGAACCAUAUAUAGAAAAGGAAGGUGAAGUUAGUGGAAGAUUUGAAAAUGUUGAUGCAGACAUAGGAGUUCAAGUAGAGGGACCAAGGGUAGAGGGACCUGAAGCCCAAAUUUCAGUUGAUGUUGAAUCUCCAGAGACAGAAAGUAGGAAAGCCAAGGUAUCAGGAAAGCCCAAGAUGUCAUUAGGAUCUUGCUUUGGAAAAGCAAAGCCACCUAGUGCCCGUAGUGAUUUAUCAGGUGAUACUGGUGUCGAAGGAACCAUCUCUGCUGAGCCACACAUCAAAGUUAAAGGGGCAGAUGUAGAAGGUCCAAGUGCAGAUAUUUCCCGUCCUAGAGGAAAAGCUGAAAUCGAUGUUGAAUCUCCAGAAAUUAAAGCAAAAGGAGGAAAAGUAUCAGGCAAACCAAAGAUGAAAUUUGGGCCAUGUUUUGGUAAAGGUAAAAGUAAGGGGAAAGAUGUAGAAGCAGAAAGUGAAUACAGAAUUGAAGGCCCAUCUGUUAGUGGUGAGAUUAGUCCUUCAUCACCUGAGCUAAGAGCAGAUGUCAGUGUUGAAUCACCUAAAGCCAAAAUCAAAGGCGAGAAACCCAAAACGAAGUUUGGAUCUUGCCUUGGAAAACCCAAAGAGCCAAAAGUUGAAGGUGAAUACCAAGCAGGAAAAAUAGCUGUUGAAGGUCCUGAUGUCAGUGGUAAAGUAGAAAUUCCUUCUGGUGAGGCUAGUGUUGCAUCACCAGCAGUAAGUGUAGAUAUCAGUGCUGAAUCACCUGAAGCUAAAAUUAAAGGGGAGAAACCUAAAUCUAAGCUGGGAUCUUGUUUUGGUAAACCAAAAGGCCCGAAAGUUGAAGGAGAAUAUAAACCUGUUAGAGUUCAAGCUGAAAGUUCUGGGGCUAGUGGUGAGAUUAAGGUCGCAUCACCAGAGAUAAGAGGAGACAUUGAGGCUGAAGCCCCUGAAGUAGAAAUUAAAGGAGAAAAGCCAAAGUCAAAACUUGGAUCUUGCUUUGGGAAACCCAAGGGCCCUGAUGCUGGGGGUGAAUACAAACCAAGUAAACUCGAAGUUGAAGGUCCAUCUGUUACUGGUGAGGCUAGUGUUGCAUCUCCCGCGAUUAGUGGAGAAGUUAGUGCCGAGUUGCCAAGAGGUGAAAUUAAAGGUGGAAAACCCAAAUCUAAGUUGGGAUCAUGCUUUGGGAAACCAAAAGAACCGAAAGUGGCAGGUGAAUACAAACCAGCUGAAGUAAACAUCGAUGAGCCAUCUAUUAGUGGUGAGGCAAGUGUCAAAUCACCAGAACUAGGUGGAGACAUUGGCAUUAAAUCACCAAAGCUCAGUGGUGAUGCAGAGAUCAAAGGAAAGAAGCCAAAAUCCAAAUUAGGAUCCUGUUUCGGGAAAUCUAAAUCCCCAGAAAUUGAAGGAAAGGUUGAAGCAGAAGGACCAGAGAUCAGUGGGGAAGUUGGUAUUUCAUCACCAGAGCUUAAAGGUGAUGUAAAUAUUGAAUCACCUGAUGUAAGAAUUAAGGGAGAAAAACCUAAAUCAAAAUUAGGAUCAUGUUUCGGUAAGCCUAACACACCUCGAGCAGAAGGUGAAUAUAUGGUUAGUACUGAAAGACCUGAAGCAGAGGCAGGAGUUUCAGCCAGAUCUCCUGCUAUUAAGGGUGAUGUUGAUCUAGAGUCCCCUGAGAUAAAGGUGAAAGGCAGUAAACCAAAGUCCAAACUUGGAUCAUGCUUUGGGAAACCAAAAAGUGGAAAGAUAGAAGGUGAAUACAAGCCAGGAAGUGUAGACAUAGAAGGCCCUGAUGUGAGUGCAGGAGCCAGUGUCAAGGCUCCUGCCAUUGAAGGAGAAAUUGAUGUUGAAUCACCUGAAGUAGAAGUGAAAGGUAAAAAGGUUUCUGGAAAGCCGAAGGCCAAGCUAGGAUCAUGCUUUGGCAAACCCAAAGAACCUAAAGUUAAAGGAGAAAUAGACAUUGAAGGUCCAAGAGUAGAAGGUGAAGUGCCUACUGGGAAAGCUGAAGUAGGUGUCAAGGCCCCUGAGAUGAAAGUGAAGAGUAAGAAGGGUAAAGGAAAAUCUGCUCCACUAUGUGCUUCAUGCAUUGGAAAGGCAUCACCUCCAGAUGUAGAUAUAGAUGCUGAUGUAGAACCAGGAAGCAUUAAGAUUCGUCCAGAAAAACCAAGCAUGGAAGGUAAAAUAUCAGUAGAAGGUCCAAGUAUUGAUGUUGAACCAGUAAAAGUAAAAGUAAAGGGACCUUCAGUGCCUGAAGUACCAGAAAUAAAAGGAAAUUUGGAUGUGGAAGCAGAUUUACCUGAUUUUGAACCAUCCAUUAAAAUCAAGGGUGAUAUUCCAGAUAUCCCAAAAGUAGAAGCAGAAAUGGGAGGAAAAGCUGAUAUUCCAGGAAUUGAAAUCAAGGGUAAUGUGCCAGAACUUCCAAAGAUAGAGGCAAGUGUGGAUGCACCUGAAUUGAAAGUGGAAGGAGAGCUACCCAAACUGAAAACGGAAGGUGAUAUUGACAUUGGAAUAAAUGUUCCAAGUAUAUCAGGAGAUAUUAAGGGAUUGAAUAUUGAAACACCCGACUUCCCAAGUGGCAAAAUUGAAGGAGAUAUUAAGGGUGACUUACCAAGCAUUGAGAUUCCUAAAGCUGAAGUCUCUCUACCAGCAGGCCCUGAAUUACCAAGUGCAGAAAUUAAGGGAGAAUUGAAGGGUCCAGAGAUCUCCGGUUCAGCCCAAAUACCAAAGGCAGAACUUAAGACAAAGAAAGCAAAACUUGGUCCAUGUGCUUGUUUAGGCAAACCAGGCAAAAUUGGCAAAGAAGAACCAUACAUGGCUGCCGAAGCUGGAGGAAAAGUAAGUGGAGAAGUUGAAGGUAUAGAUGUGGGUGUAGAAGGACCCAAAGGUAGUGUUGCAGUAGAUGUUGACUCACCUGAGAUAAAGGGUAAGAAAGUAAAGGCUUCAGGCAAGCCUAAGAUGUCCUUAGGAUCAUGCUUCGGGAAAGCAAAGCCACCAAGUGCCCGUGGUGAUUUAUCAGCUGAUGCUGGUGUUGAAGGAACCAUUUCUGCUGAGCCACACCUCAAAGUUGAAGGAGCAGAUAUUGCAGGUCCAAGUGCAGAGAUUUCCCUUCCAGAAGGAAAGGCUGAAGUUGAUAUUGAAUCCCCAGAAGUUAAAGUGAAAGGAGGAAAAGUAUCAGGCAAACCCAAGAUGAAAUUUGGACCCUGUUUCGGCAAAGGCAAAGAUGUAGAAGUAGAAGGUGAAUACAAACCAAGUAAAGUAGAAGUUAAAGGUCCAUCUGUCAGUGGUGAAGUCAGUGCAGCUUCACCUGAAAUGAGUGGAGACAUUAGUGUUGAAUCACCUAAAGCUAAAAUCAAAGGAGAAAAGCCAAAGUCUAAACUAGGAUCCUGCUUUGGAAAACCCAAAGGGCCAAAGGUGGAAGGUGAAUACAAGCCAGCUAAAGUUAGUGUUGAGGGUCCAGAAGUUAGUGGUGAAGUUUCUGGUGCCUCACCAGAGAUAAGUGCAGAGAUCAGUGCUGAACCACCCAAAGCUAAACUCAAAGGGGAGAAACCUAAAUCAAAAUUAGGAUCUUGCUUUGGUAAGCCCAAAGGCCCAAAAGUCGAAGGAGAAUAUAAACCAUCAAGAGUUGAUGUUGAAUGCCCAGAAGUAAGUAGUGACGUAGGGGUUCCAUCAGCUGAGGUUAAGGGUGACAUUAAGGUUGAUUCACCUGAUGUAAGAUUUAAAGAAGGUAAACCCAAAUCUAAGUUUGGAUCCUGCUUUGGAAAACCUAAAUCGCCUGAAAUUGAAGGUGAAUACAAAGCAGGAAAAAUUAGUGUAGAAGGACCUGAAGCAGAGGCAGGAGUUUCAGCCAGAUCUCCUGCUAUUAAGGGUGAUGUUGAUCUAGAGUCCCCUGAGAUAAAGGUGAAAGGCAGUAAACCAAAGUCCAAACUUGGAUCAUGCUUUGGGAAACCAAAAAGUGGAAAGAUAGAAGGUGAAUACAAGCCAGGAAGUGUAGACAUAGAAGGCCCUGAUGUAAGUGCAGGUGCCAGUGUCAAGGCUCCUGCCAUUGAAGGAGAAAUUGAUGUUGAAUCACCUGAAGUAGAAGUGAAAGGUAAAAAGGUUUCUGGAAAGCCGAAGGCCAAGCUAGGAUCAUGCUUUGGCAAACCCAAAGAACCUAAAGUUAAAGGAGAAAUAGACAUUGAAGGUCCAAGAGUAGAAGGUGAAGUGCCUACUGGGAAAGCUGAAGUAAGUGCCAGGGCCCCUGAUAUGAAAGUGAAGAGUAAGAAGGGUAAAGGAAAAUCUGCUCCACUAUGUGCUUCAUGCAUUGGAAAGGCAUCACCUCCAGAUGUAGAUAUAGAUGCUGAUGUAGAACCAGGAAGCAUUAAGAUUCGUCCAGAAAAACCAAGCAUGGAAGGUAAAAUAUCAGUAGAAGGUCCAAGUAUUGAUGUUGAACCAGUAAAAGUAAAAGUAAAGGGACCUUCAGUGCCUGAAGUACCAGAAAUAAAAGGAAAUUUGGAUGUGGAAGCAGAUUUACCUGAUUUUGAACCAUCCAUUAAAAUCAAGGGUGAUAUUCCAGAUAUCCCGAAAGUAGAAGCAGAAAUGGGAGGAAAAGCUGAUAUUCCAGGAAUUGAAAUCAAGGGUAAUGUGCCAGAACUUCCAAAGAUAGAGGCAAGUGUGGAUGCACCUGAAUUGAAAGUGGAAGGAGAGCUACCAAAACUGAAAACGGAAGGUGAUAUUGACAUUGGAAUAAAUGUUCCAAGUAUAUCAGGAGAUAUCAAGGGAUUGAAUAUUGAAACACCCGACUUCCCAAGUGGCAAAAUUGAAGGAGAUAUUAAGGGUGACUUACCAAGCAUUGAGAUUCCUAAAGCUGAAGUCUCUCUACCAGCAGGCCCUGAAUUACCAAGUGCAGAAAUCAAGGGAGAAUUGAAGGGUCCAGAGAUCUCCGGUUCAGCCCAAAUACCAAAGGCAGAACUUAAGACAAAGAAAGCAAAACUUGGUCCAUGUGCUUGUUUAGGCAAACCAGGCAAAAUUGGCAAAGAAGAACCAUACAUGGCUGCCGAAGCUGGAGGAAAAGUAAGUGGAGAAGUUGAAGGUAUAGAUGUGGGUGUAGAAGGACCCAAAGGUAGUGUUGCAGUAGAUGUUGACUCACCUGAGAUAAAGGGUAAGAAAGUAAAGGCUUCAGGCAAGCCUAAGAUGUCCUUAGGAUCAUGCUUCGGGAAAGCAAAGCCACCAAGUGCCCGUGGUGAUUUAUCAGCUGAUGCUGGUGUUGAAGGAACCAUUUCUGCUGAGCCACACCUCAAAGUUGAAGGAGCAGAUAUUGCAGGUCCAAGUGCAGAGAUUUCCCUUCCAGAAGGAAAGGCUGAAGUUGAUAUUGAAUCCCCAGAAGUUAAAGUGAAAGGAGGAAAAGUAUCAGGCAAACCCAAGAUGAAAUUUGGACCCUGUUUCGGCAAAGGCAAAGAUGUAGAAGUAGAAGGUGAAUACAAACCAAGUAAAGUAGAAGUUAAAGGUCCAUCUGUCAGUGGUGAAGUCAGUGCAGCUUCACCUGAAAUGAGUGGAGACAUUAGUGUUGAAGCCCCUAAAGCUAAAAUCAAAGGAGGAAAACCUAAAUCAAAAUUAGGGUCUUGCUUUGGGAAACCCAAAAGCCCAGAAGCAGAAAUUGAAUAUAAGCCUGCCAAAAUUUCAGCCGAAAGUCCAGCAGUUACUGGUGAAAUUAGUGGUGCAUCAGCUGAGAUGAAGGGUGAUGUUGAUGUUGGUUCUCCUGAUGUAAAAGUGAAAGGAGGAAAACCAAAAGCAAAGAUUGGAUCCUGCUUUGGAAAACCUAAAUCACCUGAAAUUGAAGGUGAAUAUAAACCAGGGAAAAUUAGUGUAGAAGGACCUGAAGCAGAGGCAGGAGUUUCAGCCAGAUCUCCUGCUAUUAAGGGUGAUGUUGAUCUAGAGUCCCCUGAGAUAAAGGUGAAAGGCAGUAAACCAAAGUCCAAACUUGGAUCAUGCUUUGGGAAACCAAAAAGUGGAGAGAUAGAAGGUGAAUACAAGCCAGGAAGUGUAGACAUAGAAGGCCCUGAUGUAAGUGCAGGAGCCAGUGUCAAGGCUCCUGCCAUUGAAGGAGAAAUUGAUGUUGAAUCACCUGAAGUAGAAGUGAAAGGUAAAAAGGUUUCUGGAAAGCCGAAGGCCAAACUAGGAUCAUGCUUUGGCAAACCCAAAGAACCUAAAGUUAAAGGAGAAAUAGACAUUGAAGGUCCAAGAGUAGAAGGUGAAGUGCCUACUGGGAAAGCUGAAGUAGGUGCCAAGGCCCCUGAUAUGAAAGUGAAGAGUAAAAAGGUAAAAGGAAAAUCUGCUCCACUAUGUGCUUCAUGCAUUGGAAAGGCAUCACCUCCAGAUGUAGAUAUAGAUGCUGAUGUAGAACCAGGAAGCAUUAAGAUUCGUCCAGAAAAACCAAGCAUGGAAGGUAAAAUAUCAGUAGAAGGUCCAAGUAUUGAUGUUGAACCAGUAAAAGUAAAAGUAAAGGGACCUUCAGUGCCUGAAGUACCAGAAAUAAAAGGAAAUUUGGAUGUGGAAGCAGAUUUACCUGAUUUUGAACCAUCCAUUAAAAUCAAGGGUGAUAUUCCAGAUAUCCCGAAAGUAGAAGCAGAAAUGGGAGGAAAAGCUGAUAUUCCAGGAAUUGAAAUCAAGGGUAAUGUGCCAGAACUUCCAAAGAUAGAGGCAAGUGUGGAUGCACCUGAAUUGAAAGUGGAAGGAGAGCUACCAAAACUGAAAACGGAAGGUGAUAUUGACAUUGGAAUAAAUGUUCCAAGUAUAUCAGGAGAUAUCAAGGGAUUGAAUAUUGAAACACCUGACUUCCCAAGUGGCAAAAUUGAAGGAGAUAUUAAGGGUGACUUACCAAGCAUUGAGAUUCCUAAAGCUGAAGUCUCUCUACCAGCAGGCCCUGAAUUACCAAGUGCAGAAAUUAAGGGAGAAUUGAAGGGUCCAGAGAUCUCCGGUUCAGCCCAAAUACCAAAGGCAGAACUUAAGACAAAGAAAGCAAAACUUGGUCCAUGUGCUUGUUUAGGCAAAUCAGGCAAAAUUGGCAAAGAAGAACCAUACAUGGCUGCCGAAGCUGGAGGAAAAGUAAGUGGAGAAGUUGAAGGUAUAGAUGUGGGUGUAGAAGGACCCAAAGGUAGUGUUGCAGUAGAUGUUGACUCACCUGAGAUAAAGGGUAAGAAAGUAAAGGCUUCAGGCAAGCCUAAGAUGUCCUUAGGAUCAUGCUUUGGGAAAGCAAAGCCACCAAGUGCCCGUGGUGAUUUAUCAGCUGAUGCUGGUGUUGAAGGAACCAUUUCUGCUGAGCCACACCUCAAAGUUGAAGGAGCAGAUAUUGCAGGUCCAAGUGCAGAGAUUUCCCUUCCAGAAGGAAAGGCUGAAGUUGAUAUUGAAUCCCCAGAAGUUAAAGUGAAAGGAGGAAAAGUAUCAGGCAAACCCAAGAUGAAAUUUGGACCCUGUUUCGGCAAAGGCAAAGAUGUAGAAGUAGAAGGUGAAUACAAACCAAGUAAAGUAGAAGUUAAAGGUCCAUCUGUCAGUGGUGAAGUCAGUGCAGCUUCACCUGAAAUGAGUGGAGACAUUAGUGUUGAAUCACCUAAAGCUAAAAUCAAAGGAGAAAAGCCAAAGUCUAAACUAGGAUCCUGCUUUGGAAAACCCAAAGGGCCAAAGGUAGAAGGUGAAUACAAGCCAGCUAAAGUUAGUGUUGAGGGUCCAGAAGUUAGUGGUGAAGUUUCUGGUGCCUCACCAGAGAUAAGUGCAGAGAUCAGUGCUGAACCACCCAAAGCUAAACUCAAAGGGGAGAAACCUAAAUCAAAAUUAGGAUCUUGCUUUGGUAAGCCCAAAGGCCCAAAAGUCGAAGGAGAAUAUAAACCAUCAAGAGUUGAUGUUGAAUGCCCAGAAGUAAGUAGUGACGUAGGGGUUCCAUCAGCUGAAGUUAAGGGUGACAUUAAGGUUGAUUCACCUGAUGUAAGAUUUAAAGAAGGUAAACCCAAAUCUAAGUUUGGAUCCUGCUUUGGAAAACCUAAAUCGCCUGAAAUUGAAGGUGAAUACAAACCAGGAAAAAUUAGUGUAGAAGGACCUGAAGCAGAGGCAGGAGUUUCAGCCAGAUCUCCUGCUAUUAAGGGUGAUGUUGAUCUAGAGUCCCCUGAGAUAAAGGUGAAAGGCAGUAAACCAAAGUCCAAACUUGGAUCAUGCUUUGGGAAACCAAAAAGUGGAAAGAUAGAAGGUGAAUACAAGCCAGGAAGUGUAGACAUAGAAGGCCCUGAUGUGAGUGCAGGAGCCAGUGUCAAGGCUCCUGCCAUUGAAGGAGAAAUUGAUGUUGAAUCACCUGAAGUAGAAGUGAAAGGUAAAAAGGUUUCUGGAAAGCCGAAGGCCAAACUAGGAUCAUGCUUUGGCAAACCCAAAGAACCUAAAGUUAAAGGAGAAAUAGACAUUGAAGGUCCAAGAGUAGAAGGUGAAGUGCCUACUGGGAAAGCUGAAGUAGGUGCCAAGGCCCCUGAUAUGAAAGUGAAGAGUAAAAAGGGUAAAGGAAAAUCUGCUCCACUAUGUGCUUCAUGCAUUGGAAAGGCAUCACCUCCAGAUGUAGAUAUAGAUGCUGAUGUAGAACCAGGAAGCAUUAAGAUUCGUCCAGAAAAACCAAGCAUGGAAGGUAAAAUAUCAGUAGAAGGUCCAAGUAUUGAUGUUGAACCAGUAAAUGUAAAAGUAAAGGGACCUUCAGUGCCUGAAGUACCAGAAUUAAAAGGAAAUUUGGAUGUGGAAGCAGAUUUACCUGAUUUUGAACCAUCCAUUAAAAUCAAGGGUGAUAUUCCAGAUAUCCCGAAAGUAGAAGCAGAAAUGGGAGGAAAAGCUGAUAUUCCAGGAAUUGAAAUCAAGGGUAAUGUGCCAGAACUUCCAAAGAUAGAGGCAAGUGUGGAUGCACCUGAAUUGAAAGUGGAAGGAGAGCUACCAAAACUGAAAACGGAAGGUGAUAUUGACAUUGGAAUAAAUGUUCCAAGUAUAUCAGGAGAUAUCAAGGGAUUGAAUAUUGAAACACCUGACUUCCCAAGUGGCAAAAUUGAAGGAGAUAUUAAGGGUGACUUACCAAGCAUUGAGAUUCCUAAAGCUGAAGUCUCUCUACCAGCAGGCCCUGAAUUACCAAGUGCAGAAAUUAAGGGAGAAUUGAAGGGUCCAGAGAUCUCUGGUUCAGCCCAAAUACCAAAGGCAGAACUUAAGACAAAGAAAGCAAAACUUGGUCCAUGUGCUUGUUUAGGCAAACCAGGCAAAAUUGGCAAAGAAGAACCAUACAUGGCUGCCGAAGCUGGAGGAAAAGUAAGUGGAGAAGUUGAAGGUAUAGAUGUGGGUGUAGAAGGACCCAAAGGUAGUGUUGCAGUAGAUGUUGACUCACCUGAGAUAAAGGGUAAGAAAGUAAAGGCUUCAGGCAAGCCUAAGAUGUCCUUAGGAUCAUGCUUUGGGAAAGCAAAGCCACCAAGUGCCCGUGGUGAUUUAUCAGCUGAUGCUGGUGUUGAAGGAACCAUUUCUGCUGAGCCACACCUCAAAGUUGAAGGAGCAGAUAUUGCAGGUCCAAGUGCAGAGAUUUCCCUUCCAGAAGGAAAGGCUGAAGUUGAUAUUGAAUCCCCAGAAGUUAAAGUGAAAGGAGGAAAAGUAUCAGGCAAACCCAAGAUGAAAUUUGGACCCUGUUUCGGCAAAGGCAAAGAUGUAGAAGUAGAAGGUGAAUACAAACCAAGUAAAGUAGAAGUUAAAGGUCCAUCUGUCAGUGGUGAAGUCAGUGCAGCUUCACCUGAAAUGAGUGGAGACAUUAGUGUUGAAGCCCCUAAAGCUAAAAUCAAAGGAGGAAAACCUAAAUCAAAAUUAGGGUCUUGCUUUGGGAAACCCAAAAGCCCAGAAGCAGAAAUUGAAUAUAAGCCUGCCAAAAUUUCAGCCGAAAGUCCAGCAGUUACUGGUGAAAUUAGUGGUGCAUCAGCUGAGAUGAAGGGUGAUGUUGAUGUUGGUUCUCCUGAUGUAAAAGUGAAAGGAGGAAAACCAAAAGCAAAGAUUGGAUCCUGCUUUGGAAAACCUAAAUCACCUGAAAUUGAAGGUGAAUAUAAACCAGGGAAAAUUAGUGUAGAAGGACCUGAAGCAGAGGCAGGAGUUUCAGCCAGAUCUCCUGCUAUUAAGGGUGAUGUUGAUCUAGAGUCCCCUGAGAUAAAGGUGAAAGGCAGUAAACCAAAGUCCAAACUUGGAUCAUGCUUUGGGAAACCAAAAAGUGGAAAGAUAGAAGGUGAAUACAAACCAGGAAGUGUAGACAUAGAAGGCCCUGAUGUAAGUGCAGGAGCCAGUGUCAAGGCUCCUGCCAUUGAAGGAGAAAUUGAUGUUGAAUCACCUGAAGUAGAAGUGAAAGGUAAAAAGGUUUCUGGAAAGCCGAAGGCCAAACUAGGAUCAUGCUUUGGCAAACCCAAAGAACCUAAAGUUAAAGGAGAAAUAGACAUUGAAGGUCCAAGAGUAGAAGGUGAAGUGCCUACUGGGAAAGCUGAAGUAGGUGCCAAGGCCCCUGAUAUGAAAGUGAAGAGUAAAAAGGUAAAAGGAAAAUCUGCUCCACUAUGUGCUUCAUGCAUUGGAAAGGCAUCACCUCCAGAUGUAGAUAUAGAUGCUGAUGUAGAACCAGGAAGCAUUAAGAUUCGUCCAGAAAAACCAAGCAUGGAAGGUAAAAUAUCAGUAGAAGGUCCAAGUAUUGAUGUUGAACCAGUAAAAGUAAAAGUAAAGGGACCUUCAGUGCCUGAAGUACCAGAAAUAAAAGGAAAUUUGGAUGUGGAAGCAGAUUUACCUGAUUUUGAACCAUCCAUUAAAAUCAAGGGUGAUAUUCCAGAUAUCCCGAAAGUAGAAGCAGAAAUGGGAGGAAAAGCUGAUAUUCCAGGAAUUGAAAUCAAGGGUAAUGUGCCAGAACUUCCAAAGAUAGAGGCAAGUGUGGAUGCACCUGAAUUGAAAGUGGAAGGAGAGCUACCAAAACUGAAAACGGAAGGUGAUAUUGACAUUGGAAUAAAUGUUCCAAGUAUAUCAGGAGAUAUCAAGGGAUUGAAUAUUGAAACACCCGACUUCCCAAGUGGCAAAAUUGAAGGAGAUAUUAAGGGUGACUUACCAAGCAUUGAGAUUCCUAAAGCUGAAGUCUCUCUACCAGCAGGCCCUGAAUUACCAAGUGCAGAAAUCAAGGGAGAAUUGAAGGGUCCAGAGAUCUCCGGUUCAGCCCAAAUACCAAAGGCAGAACUUAAGACAAAGAAAGCAAAACUUGGUCCAUGUGCUUGUUUAGGCAAACCAGGCAAAAUUGGCAAAGAAGAACCAUACAUGGCUGCCGAAGCUGGAGGAAAAGCAAGUGGAGAAGUUGAAGGUAUAGAUGUGGGUGUAGAAGGACCCAAAGGUAGUGUUGCAGUAGAUGUUGACUCACCUGAGAUAAAGGGUAAGAAAGUAAAGGCUUCAGGCAAGCCUAAGAUGUCCUUAGGAUCAUGCUUUGGGAAAGCAAAGCCACCAAGUGCCCGUGGUGAUUUAUCAGCUGAUGCUGGUGUUGAAGGAACCAUUUCUGCUGAGCCACACCUCAAAGUUGAAGGAGCAGAUAUUGCAGGUCCAAGUGCAGAGAUUUCCCUUCCAGAAGGAAAGGCUGAAGUUGAUAUUGAAUCCCCAGAAGUUAAAGUGAAAGGAGGAAAAGUAUCAGGCAAACCCAAGAUGAAAUUUGGACCCUGUUUCGGCAAAGGCAAAGAUGUAGAAGUAGAAGGUGAAUACAAACCAAGUAAAGUAGAAGUUAAAGGUCCAUCUGUCAGUGGUGAAGUCAGUGCAGCUUCACCUGAAAUGAGUGGAGACAUUAGUGUUGAAUCACCUAAAGCUAAAAUCAAAGGAGAAAAGCCAAAAUCCAAACUAGGAUCCUGCUUUGGAAAACCAAAAGGUCCAGAAGUUGAGGGUGAAUAUGAUCCUGCUAAACUAGAUGUUAAAGGUCCAGAAGUUAGAGGUGAAGUGGGUGUUUCUUCAGCAGAGGUCACAGGGGAUAUUGAUGUUGAGUCUCCAGAUGUGAAAGUCAAAGCAGGAAAACCUAAAGCAAAGUUGGGAUCUUGUUUCGGUAAGCCUAAAUCACCUGAAGUUGAGGGUGGAUAUAAACCAGGAAAAGUUAGUGUAGAAGGAACUGAAGCAGAGGCAGGAGUUUCAGCCAGAUCUCCUGCUAUUAAGGGUGAUGUUGAUCUAGAGUCCCCUGAGAUAAAGGUAAAAGGCAGUAAACCAAAGUCCAAACUUGGAUCAUGCUUUGGGAAACCAAAAAGUGGAAAGAUAGAAGGUGAAUACAAACCAGGAAGUGUAGACAUAGAAGGCCCUGAUGUGAGCGCAGGAGCCAGUGUCAAGGCUCCUGUCAUUGAAGGAGAAAUUGAUGUUGAAUCACCUGAAGUAGAAGUGAAAGGUAAAAAGGUUUCUGGAAAGCCGAAGGCCAAACUAGGAUCAUGCUUUGGCAAACCCAAAGAACCUAAAGUUAAAGGAGAAAUAGACAUUGAAAGGUCCAAGAGUAGAAGGUGAAGUGCCUACUGGGAAA